CAGGGUGAAGGGAGUUCCGUGAAACCCAGCGAAUGGUUGCUGGGCUGGGUGAGUGGUGCUCAGUGAAAAAGGGAACGAAGUUCCAGGAGCGUGUAGCCAGGAUGUCUGAUAGCUCGGAUCACUUGUCCUCGCCCAGCAGCGAAUGCAACAACCAGAUGGGCUCUGUGCACCGUGGUAUCGUCGGAUCCUCGGUUGGGAGUUCUUCCUACAACGGGUCAUCAGCGAUGACCGGAUUGCCCCUUCAUCACCAUCCCCAUCCUCAUCCGCAGACCAUGACGCCGACGAAUGGCAGUCCUCAGUAUCCCCAGGAAUUAUUGUCUUGCGGUGCUUCCAGUAACGUAAACGGAUCCGCUACUGGACUCGCCGUUCCUAGUAACGCGAACAAUUUCAGUCCCGAACAGAUAUCUUGUAUGUGCGAAGCCCUCUCGCAGAGCCACGACAUCGAUAGCCUGACAAGGUUUCUGUGGUCUCUACCACCUGGUGAGCUUCUCCGAGGUGGUGAAAGUGUGCUGAUGGCUCGAGCAGCGGUUGCGUUUCACAGAGGCGCCUACCACGAGCUCUACUCGAUCCUGGAAGGACAUCCCUUCUCGCCACGACGGCAUCCUGAGCUCCAGCAGAUGUGGUUCAAGGCCCAUUACCACGAGGCCGAGAAGAUUCGGGGACGCUCUCUCGGCGCAGUCGACAAGUAUCGUCUCAGGAAAAAGUAUCCUUUGCCAAAGACGAUUUGGGACGGUGAGGAGACCGUCUAUUGCUUCAAGGAGCGCUCGAGGAACGCCCUGAAAGCCUGCUACCUCAGAAACCGCUAUCCGACGCCCGACGAGAAGAAGAACCUCGCGAAAAAAACCGGACUCACUCUCACCCAGGUCUCCAAUUGGUUCAAAAAUCGUCGACAGAGGGAUCGCACGCCGCAGGCCAGAACAGACAUGUUGCCGCUGAACUGCCAGAGUGCCCCGCCAAACGGAGUUCAAUCGGUGAACGGGUCAGUGUCUUCGAAUGGCGGAGGGAAUCACCAGGCACUCCAGCCCCUGGACUCGGGCAGUCCGAGUCUUGCGAUGUCGCCGCUCUCUACAAUGGGCAUGUCACCGGCGGCCCUGAACCCGUGUAGUCCUAUGGGCAUGAGUCCCAUGGGGCCUCAUCAUCACGGGUACGCGGCCCCAGUCACGCCUUCCUCGGUCCACAACGGUGGCCUGAGUCCCAUAAAUGACGUCAAGUCUCUUUGCUACGGCCGGAGUCUCUACGAUACGGGCAAGGAUUUGGAGCAAAGCUCGGUGUACUACUCGAGCCACUCCAGCAUGCAUCAUCAGUACUACCAUCAGCCGUCCCACCACCAUCAGAUGAUGGCCGGACCCCAUCACCAUCAGCAGUCGAUGCCGACCGGUUACGAGAUCAUGUUACCACCGCCCCAGCACUCUAUGUGACCCAUGGAGGAGCACGAUCACGAUCAGGAAAACGGGGAAGAGGAUCAAACAACGGACGACGACGUUCUCGCAAGAAUCCAAGCCUUCGCUUGAAUCGCGGGUGUUGUGUUUACCAGGGAAUCCAAAGACUAAUUUGGGGUGUGAAAAUUGUCAUUGCGCGUCAGAGAAGAGAACAGAGGAAAAACCCCGCACGUUUGGUUUUCGCGCGAGUGACAAGCAUGGCCGCUGCUCUUAUAAAUACACACACGCGUACAUUUCCUGCAUUCGGUUCUUUGGAGGUGACGCGAUGCGUGUUACCUGAUCAUGUAAAGAAAGGAGUCCGAAGGACCAAUGAGGACCAUAGAACUCGCGUUGCCCAACUGGAGAGAAUGGGAGGGCCUCAGGAAACAGGUUUCAAGAAUCCAUUAUAUCCGUUCGUGUUGGAGCUCCUCUUGAGCCAGCGUCUGCGAAUGGCAGCUGCCUUUCCUUCCAGUGUGUCGUGUUGCGCACCUUUUGCAAAUGGUGCAAGGGAAAUAAAAGUAUGAAUCAAGAACGGGAAAUGAGGGAAAAACGUGGGCGGAAUAAUGUAUGUACCAUUUUUGGUUACCGUGUG
Molecule: messenger RNA, 2010 nt
Organism: Diprion similis
Lineage: Eukaryota; Metazoa; Arthropoda; Insecta; Hymenoptera; Diprionidae
Gene: Six4
Product: homeobox protein six1-like
Exons: 4
Coding region: 33-1418 (461 amino acids)
Biological process (GO): regulation of transcription by RNA polymerase II
Cellular component (GO): transcription regulator complex; nucleus
Molecular function (GO): DNA-binding transcription factor activity, RNA polymerase II-specific; RNA polymerase II cis-regulatory region sequence-specific DNA binding
Source: RefSeq, a predicted model, not a curated record